CGAAACGUCAAACACCAAACAACACGCGCACCGUACGGUUCGCACAACACGUGCGUCUAUCUAAACUAACGAAAAGUUAAUAAUUACACACAAAAAUGAAGGUAAAAGUACCAAAAACGUUAAAGCCCGUCGAGAAGAGUCAGAAGCUUCUAAAGAAAUCAAAAUCAGGCAUACAGAAGGCGAAAACCCCCAAAGCAGCGCUGAAGCCAGCCGUAGCGAAGGUAGCGGUUGCCAAAGCUGCUAAGGUGGCCACUGCCGAGGAACUACCCGUAAAGACAGCAUUUUCUAUGUUGGUAAAACCGAAAAAACAAGCGCAAAAGAAAUCCGCCGCGGUGAAGAAAGCUGAGCAAGAGAAUUCACCUCCACUGGUAAAGCAGGCGAAUGGAACCGGACCUGCUGACGCUGCGAGUAAGCAGAAGAAAGCUAAAGCUGAACCGGCAGUGAAACAGGCGAAUGGAACUGGACCUGUUCCUGCUGCGAGUAAGCAAAAGAACGCUAAAGCUGAGCCGGCAGCGAAACAGGCGAUUCGAACCCAACCUGCUCCUGCUGCGAGUAAGCAAAAGAACGCUAAAGCCGAGACGGCAGCGAAACAGGCGAAUGGAACUGGACCUGCUCCUGCGGCGAGUAAGCAAAAGAACGCUAAAGCUGUGACUGCAGCGAAACAGGCAAAUGGAACUGGACCUGCUCCUGCUGCGAGCAAGCAAAAGAACGCUAAAAACGGCCCGGCAGCAAAACAGGCAAAUGGAACCGGACCUGCAGCUGCGAGCAAGCAAAAGAACGCUAAAAACAAACCGGUAGCAAAACAGGCGAAUGGAACCGGACCUGCAGCUGCGAGCAAGCAAAAGAACGCAAAAAAUGUGCCGGCAGCAAAACAGACGAAUGGAUCCGGCCCGGUCAAGAGAGCAGCACCAGUAGCGCAGUCGAAAGCGGAAAAGGGUGAUAACAAAAGGCCGGAAUCGGAUGAACCCGAGGGAAAGAAAUCUAAAAAACUUCUGACAGUGCAGAUGAAAGCUUUGAAACGGGCGGAACGAAAGGUUGAGACUGGAGCACCCGAAAAAGCGGACGAAGCAACGUUGGCACUCGUGCCGCAGCAGUUGAUUUCGAAGGAAAGCUUCCAGAAGGUGUUUGAAAUUAUCCGCAACAAGGUGGACGAUAAGGGAAAGAAACUGUUCGGAGAUGAUUUGAAGUACAGUCUGCAGAUCGUCAGCGUUAAAGUGCCGCGCUGUCCGGUACGGAACAGUCGUCUGUCGCUGUCCCACCCACUGCUUCGGGCGGAGGAUGAAGUAUGUCUGAUUGUGAAGGACUUGGUGCGGGGUCGUGAUGUCGACUUUACGCCUAGCUUGCACCACUGGGAGGACAAGUUGAGCGGACAGGACUUCGGCUACAAGCUGCAAAUCAUCCCAUUUCAGCAGCUGAAGCGAGAUUACAGUUCGUUCGAGAUGAAGCGCAAGCUUGCCCAACGCUAUGAACGGUUCUUGGUUGAUGCGCGCAUCGUUGGUCAUGUGUUCGCUUUCCUGGGGUCUCAAUUUGCUAAGCGCUGCAAGAAUCCCGCACCGGUGAAUUUGGAAAACGAGUCCAAGAUCAAGGAAGCGAUCGGGCAGGCACUGCGCUUGCAGACCUACCGGCAGGGCAAUACUGGGUUGUCGACGGAAAUCAAGUUUGCCGCUCACUGGAUGCCGGUGGAGCAUGCGGUCGAGAAUGGAAUGGAGCUGCUGGAGAAGCUGAAAACCGUCUACCCGGGCGGCUGGUUGAACAUUCAGGCGAUCAACGUAACGACGGCCACGGAAAAGACAAGCUCGUUCCCGAUCUACGUCAGCACGAUCGAUCCCAAUCUGGUACCGAUUCCGACGGUGGUUGGACCGCGAGAAAAGUUUGUGAAGAAGCAGCAAGCCCUGAUCGAGAAGAAGACCGGCGGUGAGUACGAGGUGACGAAGGAGGGUGUUGUGCGGAAGAAGCGCAAGCUGAACCUGGACGGACAACCGGACGAUGCGGAAGAGUCGGAUGUCGAGGUGGAAGAUUUGGAACCGGAACAGGACGAUAACUGGGUGCCGUACGAUGAUGACGUACCGAGGCGUCGACGCACCGGUGGUGGUGGUGGUAAGCGCCAGAAGGGUCCGAAGAUGAGGGUAAAGUAAGAUGGUUUAUUUACAUUCAAUAUUCAAUAAACGGUACACAUCAAAUAAUACCAUCCCAAGUGGUAUUGGGAUAUCUUA
Messenger RNA from Anopheles stephensi (Asian malaria mosquito), 2213 nucleotides. RefSeq names its product ribosomal L1 domain-containing protein CG13096. The transcript is spliced from 2 exons. Lineage: Eukaryota; Metazoa; Arthropoda; Insecta; Diptera; Culicidae. The coding region runs from base 96 to 2135 and encodes 679 amino acids. The record is from RefSeq and is a predicted model, not a curated record.